Messenger RNA from Thunnus maccoyii (southern bluefin tuna), 5993 nucleotides. RefSeq names its product ADAM metallopeptidase domain 22 (gene adam22). Gene Ontology annotation, molecular function: metalloendopeptidase activity. The record is from RefSeq and is a predicted model, not a curated record. Gene Ontology annotation, cellular component: postsynaptic density membrane. Gene Ontology annotation, biological process: proteolysis. The transcript is spliced from 31 exons. NCBI's taxonomy places the organism in Eukaryota, Metazoa, Chordata, Actinopteri, Scombriformes, Scombridae. The coding region runs from base 216 to 3077 and encodes 953 amino acids.
CUGAUCCGCGGGGUCUCUGUGCGCUCAGACGCGCUUGGCGUUCAGACUCAUAAGGACCCCGAUGGCCCCCAACCAGAGGGACUGCGUUAACCAGACGACCAUCCCCGGCUCCAAGCUCCCCUAGCGAAGGCAGGACCCUGCGAUCCUGCUCCCGGAAUACCGCAUUGUUUUAUAAUUUCCAUCGACAGAGAGAGAGAGAGAGAGAGAGAAAGGUGAUGAUGCUGAUGAUGCGCCCGCGAUGGUGGAUUUCCCUUUUGUGCGUCUAUGGAUUGAUGCACGUCGGUCACCCGAGCAGUCCUAAUUUCCGGAAUGGAGACGCCUUGUCGAGCUUGAAGGCUCUUCGUGAUGCGGGAAGGUUCGUCGGGAAGGAGGACACGGUGCCUGUCCGCCUGCUCUACAGCAGACACAACCACAGCCAGACCACAGAGGAUGAGCUCAGCACCAGAGUUAAAGCCAACUCCGGAUCCACACAGGUGAACCAUGUGGCUCAAGCAAGCUUUCAAGUUGACGCUUUUGGUCGAACAUUCGUCUUGGAUGUGGAAUUGAAUCAUGAUCUGCUGUCGUCGGGGUACGUGGAGAGGCAUUUGUCAGAGAAAGGCAAGACUGUCGUCACCAAUGGCGGAGAGCACUGCUACUAUCAGGGCAAGGUCAGAGACAUCCCUCGCUCCUUUGUGGCUCUCUCAACCUGUCACGGAUUGCAUGGAAUGUUUUUCGACGGCAAUCACACCUACAUGAUUGAACCUGGAGGAGAGGUCAGCAGCAAUGGAGAUGUGAACAUUCACAUGAUUUACAAAUCUGGAGGGCAAGAGGGACUUCAUGAUCUCCUCAAUGGUGAUCUUCCAGAGCCGCCUUUUCCCAGCCCUCCAUUUCCUGGGUCGAAAGUUGUUCACAGAAGAAAAAAGAGACAGGCUCCACAUGUGUCACGAAGUGUAGAAGAUGAGACCAAAUACAUUGAGUUGAUGGUGAUCAAUGACCAUUUGAUGUACAAGAAGCAUCGGCUUUCCGUUGGGCACACGAAUAACUAUGCUAAGUCAGUGGUCAAUAUGGCUGACAUGAUUUUCAAGGAGCAGCUUAAUACUCGCAUUGUGCUGGUCGCCAUGGAAACCUGGUCAGCCGACAACAAGUUCAACAUCGACGACGACCCCAUGGUGACCCUAAAGGAGUUCAUGAAAUAUCGGAAAGACUUCAUCAAGGAGAAAUGCGAUUCUGUUCACCUCUUCUCAGGGAAUCGUUUUCAUAGCAGCUGGGGAGGAGCUUCCUAUAUGGGAGGAGUUUGCUCCCUCACUAAAGGAGGGGGAGUCAAUGAGUACGGGAAAACAGAUGAGAUGGCCAUAACUCUGGCUCAGUCUCUUGGACAGAACAUCGGCAUCUUCUCUGACAAGAAGAGGAUCCUCAAUGGCGAGUGUAAAUGUGACGAUCGUUGGUCCGGCUGUAUCAUGGAUGAUGUUGGCUUCUACCUGCCCAAGAGGUUCUCCGACUGCAACGUGGAGGAGUACCAUAACUUCCUGAACAGUGGUGGAGGAGCCUGUCUGUUCAAUAAGCCUUUGAAACUGUUGGACCCCCCAGUAUGUGGUAACGGCUUUGUGGAGCCAGGAGAGGAGUGUGACUGUGGCAGCCCAGCGGAGUGCACCAGAGAGGGAGACAACUGCUGUAAAAAAUGCACCCUGACCCAAGGAUCCAAGUGCAGCAACGGCCUCUGCUGCAAUAACUGCCAGAUGGAGUUCAUGGGAGUCGUGUGCCGAGACGCAGUGAAUGACUGUGACAUCCCAGAAAACUGCACAGGAAACUCCAGCCAGUGUCCACCAAACGUGCAUAAGAUGGAUGGCUACACGUGUGAAAAGGACCAGGGUCGCUGCUUUAAUGGAAGGUGCAAAACCAAAGACAGACAGUGCAAGUACAUAUGGGGAGAGAAGGCAACAGCAGCUGACAAAUUCUGUUACGAGAAGCUCAACAUUGAGGGCACAGAGAAGGGCAACUGUGGGAGGGACAAGGACACGUGGAUCCAGUGUAACAAACAGGAUGUUCAUUGUGGGUACCUGCUGUGCUCCAACAUCUCACCUGCCCCACGACUGGGAGAACUGCAGGGAGGGCUGACCUCUUUCUCUGUAGCCCGGCACAGUGCUUCUCUAGACUGCAGCGGUGCACAUGUGCUGAUCGAUGGAGACACUGACCUGGGUUACGUUGAGGACGGGACGGCCUGCGGGACAGACCGAAUCUGUUUCAAUCACAAAUGUCUCCCCGUCCAUCAGUUCAACUUCAGCACCUGCCCCGGGACCACAGACAAGACCAUCUGCUCCGGACACGGGGUGUGCAGUAAUGAGCUGAAGUGUGUGUGUUACCUGGGCUGGGCAGGAGAAGAUUGUAACUCCACAUCUCCUCUCAGUUAUCUGGUGGUGGGACCCACUGCCGCAGUCUCAGGUAUCACCAGUACCAACAUCAUCGUCGGGGCCAUCGUAGGCUCCAUCCUCUUCCUCGCCCUCAUACUGGCUGUUACAGCCUGGUGCUACAAGAGCUACAAGCAGAGAUGCUACGUCGAGUCAGAGGUUCAUCGAAGAUUCUGCCGGCAAAUGCCUCCAGGUGACUAUGUAACAAAGCCUGGGGAUGCAGACUCAUUUUACAGUGACAUGCCGCCUGGCGUCAGCACAAACUCUGGCUGCAGCUCCAAGAAGAGGUCAGCCUGCCUGUCGCACCUGCAGAUUUGCACCCUGUCCUUCACUCCCUCCAUCCCAUCCAUUUCUCAGAACAUCUCACUGUUUGGCUUCAGAUCUAAUGGCCUGUCCCACUCAUGGAGUGAGAGAAUCCCAGAUGCCAAACACAUCUCUGACAUCUGUGAAAAUGGGCGACCGAGGAGCAACUCAUGGCAAGGAAAUCUGAGUGGUAAUCGUAAGAAACUGAAAGGAAAGAAGUUCCGUGCUCGCUCUAACUCCACAGAGACGCUAUCCCCUGCCAAGUCUCCCACUUCCUCUACAGGAUCUAUUGCAUCCAGCAGGAGAUACCCUUACCCUAUGCCCCCUCUCCCUGAUGACCAGAGGAAAGCCAACAGGCAGAGCGCCAGGCUGUGGGAGACUUCAAUAUAAACAGCCGUCUUACCCACUCUGCAAAAAGACCUUAAGGAACUACACUUGACUCUCCUUUUCUAUGAAUGAAAAACACAAAAACGAAACAAAAUUGACUCUAAACAACAAAGGAGAAAGAGAGAGAGCCCCCCCACUGGAGUGGAAAUAGGCAGGGGUGUGUGUGAGUUAGUGUGUACAAGCGUCUCCGUAGCUGUCUUGCCAGACGGCGUCAUUCACUGGAGUGCCGGCGGAGAAACCAGCUCCACAUCCACUCCAGACCAGCUGGAGCUCAGACUGAGCUGUUCCUGUCUGCUCUGGCCUCACUCCCUACGGGACUGGAAACCCCACCGCUCCGACCCCCCUUUAACCCUAAAACCUAAACCUUGACACACCCUCCUUAGCUUCGGCUCUCGCCACUUUCACUUCAACGCCGCCGUCCUCCCUCUCCCCCCCCCAAAGUUGUUUGGAGCUCCUCUCGGAAAAAAGGGGCAGUGGAGCCGAGAGCAUCGCAUCACACUGCAUCGCUGGAUUUGUUGGAUCAUUUUGACGCACGUGAAUCACUGUAGUAACUCCUACACUGUAUGCAUGAGACAACCUUGUUUAACAGCAACCUCCUCCUACUGGUCAAAAGACGAGAAGAACGGCGGUCUGAUCUAGAUGGAAAAGCAUGCGAGGGGGCAGUGAUUUUUUUUAUACCUUCUGUAGGCUUAGACGCUUCCUCUCCACUAUAGAUAACCCAUAUUAUAUCACCAGUUAUAACCCACAACCCCAUGACACGGACCCAACCCCCAUCCCGCCCUGCACCUCCUCCCCUUGGUUGUUUGUGCGUGUGUAAAUAUGUACAGUACACACAGAGUACAUUGUUGCUUUAAUUUUUACUUUAAAAGAGAUAUUCCUCCUCUCUUCUUCCUGCUGUAUUGUGUUGUAGAAAGAUCUCUGUAGGUUUCCACGCUCGUUCUUCUGUCUGUGUUUCUAUUUUUUUGUCCUGUUCUUUUUUUCUCCCUCUGGGGUUUUCCUGUGUGACUGUGACCUCUAUAGCUUUCUCCAUCCACAGCAGAAUGUACAAAUGUUUUUUUUAUAUAUUAUCUUAGCACUGGUUUGAUCCAUCUCUGGAGGAAAUACGCAGACAUCCAGUGAUGACUGAGGAAGUAUUGAUAAAAACACUGAAUGCGGCACUUCAAGAAUGUUACCCAUGAGUAUUAAUUUAGCAAAAUUUAAAUAGUUUUAUGUGCCAUCGCUGAGUGAAACGGAAGCACUGAGAUGUGUUUGGUGUAGUUAUAGAUGUGCCACUUUUCACUCAAAUUUCCCCGUUUAUAAUGUUAAGAUGUAUUUAGUUUCCUCUAAAGUUUGAGAGCAACAUGCUCCCAUUUCCACAGUGAGAGUACAUAAAGUCACUCAUCGCUCGAAAGUGAGAACAAGAGGUCAACGAUGUGAACGUGGUUGAUGAACUAACUCGGUGAGAAUCUGGAAAAUUGUGAUUGAAACGUGCAUUUUGGAUUUAGCUGUGACGAUUGCGAUAUUUUAGCCUUGUGAAUGAUUAACUAUGCUGUACAGUGCUUGCUGUUUGAGCUUGUGAAGACAAACAGCAUGACAGUUUCUAUUAAAUUAUUUCUCUCUGGUAGGCUAUUUGUGAGAUCAUAAUGGGAAACGAGCAUGUCACUGAAAGACUUUUUCCCCUCAUCGCCUCUCGCUGUUAUCUUAAUGGGUUUGUGUGACACAGACAACACUGUUUAUCAGCAAAGUCGAGCCAAUUCAUGGCAGGAAGUCACAGGAUUUAAAAACAAAUGAGGGUGGGAGUUUUUGUGCUUUGACUGAUGUCAUGCCAGUGUAGCUAUUUAAGGUUUUGAAAACAAAUCCCAUACAGUAUUACUCCCCAAAAGCAAGUUCUUUGUACAGUUACAAUUCAUUGCUCUACCUUGUAGAAACUGUUGUCUUAAGGCCUUCCUGUUUGCCAUUUUACUGUUGUUUAGUUUUUGUUCCGGUGUGUUCAUUUGUAAUUUCAUGUAUGCAUUAGGACUGUAUAGAUAAUAUGAUCUUCACAAUAUCGGAUUAAUAUUGCUACUAGUAUCUUUUUUAUUAAGUACCUUUGUAAUGUUCACCUUUUUCUCAGCAUUAUGUACAGCCACUAUUCAAACAGUAAUUAAGUGCAUUAUUGUAAUUAUGUGUGUUGAUGAGUUUGAAUGGAGACAUGUUGAGUUUUUUGAAACACGUUUGUUCCCGAGGGGCCUGCAGAAGCCGUCAUUCCUCUGGCAUGUGCCAAUAGUUUUGUUGUAAAUGAGAUCUGAACGGGCUCAUGAUUUGCCUUCUACCAGAGCUCUGUUCUUUGUUCUGAUCUUCUUAAAAGUAUUGCUCAGUCAUCUUUCUGGGUUACCAGAGGCUGCGGAGAGCGUCAUCUCAGAACUCUUGAGUAAUAUUUUUAACAUCAUAAUACUGCGCUACAGCAAGACUGACAUUUUUGUCUUGGUGUCGUGGACGUUGCACUACACAAAAUUCUGAGGAUGUUGCAGUUCUCCGCUAAGGAUGGGGACCACGCAGUGUUUUUUCUGUGAUUGUACAGCUGUCAAUCUUUGUGUUCAACAUAUCUGCUGUAUCUGCCUGCGCACAUGGCUACGACUGACUGAUCCCAACAGGACAACUCUGGCAAACGUCCACACAAGAGAGAUGUCCGUCUCUGUCUGGCCAGAGACUUGAAUGUAUUUGUGUACUGGAGCACACCAUCCACCCAGUCUCAACCAUAUGGUCCCAUCCUGCCAGCUCUCUCUCCUGACAGAGACACGGCACUCUGCUCCAGGAACCUUAUACCCCCCCCCCCUCCCCUCCCUCGUAUACUAGUUCAAUCUAAAUACUGCAGUUGCUGUCUUUUUUUAUUUUUAUUUUUUAAUUUUUGCCUGUAUGCUGUACAGACUGAUGAUGCAAAAACCAACCCCCCCCCCUUUU